UGACGUCACCGCGCCGCUCCCCGAGGAGCGAAACAAACAUGGCGACAGAAUGGAGCGGACAGGGCUACCUGCUAACUUUAGUCGUAGUCCUUUGGAGCGCUGUGGGGGGUCGAACGGAGACGACGAGCGUGGGCUGGAGCCAGAUACUGGGUAUGAGACUGUUAAGGAGCAAUAAACCAGCCACAAUCACCGAGGACGGUGUCAUUCAGGUGACGGAAGAGAGCAGCGUCCAGCUCAGGAUUUACGGGCUGCAGCUCAGUUCAGAUUCCGCGUCUCAGAUCCGGUUCGCGGAGCUCGGUGAAGACGAGGAUGACAGAGACUCGGUAAACAGGACUUGUGUCGAUUUUACCAAAGAUAUCAGCGUCGGAAGUUACAUGAACGUUAGCAGUCACGGGACAUCAGGUGUUGUGAGUGUAAACGUUAAGCCGCUCCGGAAAACUGAGCGCGAGCGUGUGUACAUCACGUGCAUCAGGAACCAGGAAGACAAGUGGCACCCGCUGUCAGAGAACGACGGUAAGCUGCGAGUUGUGGAGGAGAAAACUUCUCUGCUCCCUCUGUGGCUGCAAAUCAUCCUGGUGUCAUGCCUGCUGGUCCUGUCCGGUAUGUUCAGUGGACUCAAUCUGGGGCUCAUGGCAUUAGAUCCGAUGGAGCUUCGCAUAGUGCAGAGUUGUGGCACUGAUAAAGAAAAGAGUCAUGCACGCAAAAUCGAGCCCAUUCGUAGGAAGGGUAAUUAUUUGCUUUGCUCCUUAUUGCUUGGGAAUGUGUUUGUAAAUACCACGCUCACAAUUCUGCUGGACGACCUUAUUGGAUCAGGCUUUGGCGCAGUAGUGGCUUCCACUGUGGGCAUCGUGAUUGUUGGGGAGAUUGUGCCACAGGCACUUUGUUCUCGCCAUGGUUUGGCAGUUGGAGCCAACACCAUCCUGCUGACCAAGUUCUUCAUGCUCCUCACCUUCCCGCUGUCAUUUCCCGUCAGCAAGCUCCUGGACUGCAUUCUGGGCCAAGAAAUUGGUACAGUUUACAACCGCGAGAAGUUGGUGGAGAUGCUGAGGGUGACGGAACCGUACAACGGCUUGGUCAAGGAGGAGCUCAAUAUGAUUCAGGGUGCUUUGGAGCUUAGGACCAAAACAGUGGAGGUUGUCAUGACACCACUGAGCGACUGCUUCAUGAUCAAAUCUGACGCUGUGCUGGACUUCAACACCAUGUCUGAGAUCAUGGAGAGUGGCUACACACGCAUUCCUGUCUACGAAGAGGAACGCUCCAACAUCGUUGAUGUUCUGUAUGUUAAGGACUUGGCUUUUGUCGAUCCAGAUGACUGCACGACACUUAAAACGGUCACCAAGUUUUAUAACCACCCGGUCCACUUUGUCUUCCAUGACACCAAACUGGAUGCCAUGUUAGAGGAGUUCAAAAAAGGCAAAUCUCACCUGGCAAUAGUGCAGCGUGUGAACAAUGAGGGAGAUGGAGACCCUUUCUACGAGGUGCUGGGUCUGGUGACACUGGAAGACGUUAUCGAAGAGAUUAUCAAGUCAGAGAUCCUGGAUGAAUCUGAUCUCUACACUGACAACCGAAACAGAAAGAAGGUGGACCCAAAUAAAAACAAGAGGGACUUUUCAGCCUUCAUACAUGAAAGCGAAUCCAAGGUGAAGAUCUCUCCCCAGCUGCUCUUAGCUGCCCAUCGCUUCCUAGCUACUGAGGUGAUCCUUUUCAAUCCUCUACAGAUCUCGGACAAGAUUUUGUUGCGAAUCCUUAAGCAUCCCGACGUCAUCCAGGAUCUGCGGUUCAAUGAAAAUGACAAGCGCUCACAGCAACACUACUUGUAUCAGCGUGGCAAGCCAGUUGACUAUUUUAUUCUCAUCUUGCAGGGUCGGGUGGAGGUGGAGGCCGGCAAUGAGAACAUGAAGUUUGAGACUGGUCCCUUCUCUUAUUAUGGAGUCAUGGCGUUAACUAUGUCAUCCUUGGCUGUCACCCCCCCUCUGUCCCCCUCCGUGGUGCUGCCUCGACCACGGCGCCUUUCUCUUAAGAGGUUUUCUCUGUUCUCUCGCUUCCCAGAGUUUCGUUCACCUUCGCAUCUCAGCGGGCUGAAUCGCUCAGCUUCUGUGAGCUGCACUGAGAGGGUGGAUGCACUGUCCACCAGUGGCAGCACCUCGCAGCUCAACAGUGCCUCCACGCCCCAAUACGUCCCAGACUUCAACGUGCGUGCCCUCUCCGACCUACAGUUCGUUAAGGUCACUCGUGCACAGUACCAAAACGGUCUUUUGGCCUCCAAACUAGACAGCACACCACAGUCCCCGCAGAGCAAUCACAUUAGAUUGGACAGCAUGCUUGCACCAUCCCUGACUCCGCCCACUUCUUCCACGACCUACAGCACAGCACCGGGGUCGCUCCAAGAGGGACCAAACGAGACCACGACACUGCUGAAUGACAAAAACAGCCUGAAUAGUCACCGGGCUACCCAAACACAGUCCUACUCUAACUCCAAUUCCAACUCAAACCUCAACACCAGUGCUAAUACUAACUCCAGCCCUCACCCUCUAUCCAACAACCACCCUCAGUCACAGAGUUACCCCAACAACCCAAGCACUCAGACACCUCAUUUGCACAUUCACACCAUUAGCCACGCACACACAGAGAGCACAAUCUGACAAAACACAUGAGGAGCCGUGGUUGGCACGAGGCUCCAGAGAGGUCCACACUGAUCCAUAAACACGUGCAUACAUACACACAAAACAAAUCAAAAUGUGUACAUGGCCAUUUACAAUCUAUAUGCAAUCGAACACAGAAGCACUUACACACAUGAACUUUGGAGCAAGCCUUGUCUUUUCUUCCAACCCUUCCUGCAUGGCAGCUUAUGUCCAGUUUGAUGGGAUUUCAGUGGAACCUAGGUGUCUACAGCAAGAGACUUUAGCUUUUUGUUCCUACAAAGCGGCUGUAGUUUGAGAAACCCCAAGUUCGUUAAUAGGUCAUAAGGACCUUUUUUUUUUGCAUGUUGAUCAGAUAUGCACACCUUUGUCUUCAAUAGUUUGGAUAAGUCUUUCUGUUGCAUGCAAUGGCCUAAAAAUAUCAACAACACACGUAUUCAUUUUUCAAUGACGUGGCAUUAUACAAGAAAUUAUAGCAAGAUGUGCACUUUUUGUAACCCUUAGAAAUCCACACCAAAACAUUCAUGUCUGUAUUUUCCUGUUUUGAGGUUUUAGACCAUUUGCUGAUACAAAUGGAACCCCUGGUGAACCCUGUACAGCAUAAGUGUGAAUUUCCACUGCUUUACUUGGUUUAUCAGUUUGUCAUCGGUUUAUCAUGUGUACACUGCACACCAUGUGUUCUCGAGGUAGAUAAUGUCACACUUGUCACGCUACAGUUUGGACUAUAUAUGUCAACCAUAGUUAUACAAAUCAUUACAAAUAUUCUAUAUAUAUAUAUAUAUAUAUAUCUCAAUACUAUAUUUGAUAUUUAUUACAGUAAAUACCUUUCAACCCUGAAGCCUAGUGGCGGUUAGAAUGGAAUAUGUGGAAUGUGUAAAUUAUUAAAUAUUUAUUUGUGCCUAAAUUAAUGUGUAUAUAGGAUUCUCGACUUUUGAUCCAGAAUUAAUGUUUUAUGUUUAGAUUUGAUCAGUUUGGCUGGGCACAUCUGUAUUUAUUUCUUUUUUCUUUUUUUUUUUUUUCCAUUUAAUAGGCUAAACCUGGUCAAAACUGUCCAGUACCAAAGCACAGAUCUUUUCCUUAUGGAAGUUCUUGUCAUUAGCAAACUUGUUUAGAAUGAGGAGUCAAAAUUAGGAAUACAUUCCAUUGUAUGAAAUCAGCUGUAGCUGAUGUAGCUGUAGACACAAUCCACUGUGACUCAAACCAAACUUUAAAUUCUGUGUUUUUCUCCCCUCACAUGCCAGACUGGAAGCUAGCUUAAAAUACGGGAAAUGUUUAGCUAGUCCUGAAGAACUAGAUGUUAUAUCUAUGUAGCACAUUCAUUAGGACCAGUGACGUGUUUGAUUGAGCAGGUUAUAAACCGUAGUGUGAACGCUGAAUCCGGAUUAUUGAUUACUAACACAGCUCUAGCGAAGAGGAAAACCUCCACAGUUUUCAACAGCAGUACCGUGUUCAGUUGGUAUGACGGAGAGAAUCUUCGAUUCCUUGUGUGGAGUAUUCGCCAUAGAGCAUAGUAACAGUUUUGUCGUUCAUGUUCAAGUUCCUCAGUUCAAACACUGUUGUUACAUCAAGUUGAAAUCUGUUGAACCAGGAGGAAGGAUGUUACUCAGUCAAAUCAACAAUGACCUAAUAUGUUUGUCUGUAGAAAAGUCCUUUUUUAAGAGUUCAUGAGUUAUUUAUUAGUGUUUUGAUGCCUUUAUGAGAUGUCUAAAUAGCAAUAUACAGAUAGAUGAAUUCAAAGUUUCAUUAUAAGUAAAUUGCAAAUUAUAUUGUACCUCCAUUGA
Messenger RNA from Tachysurus vachellii, 4420 nucleotides. RefSeq names its product metal transporter CNNM4. Gene Ontology annotation, cellular component: plasma membrane. Gene Ontology annotation, biological process: magnesium ion homeostasis; magnesium ion transport. The transcript is spliced from 8 exons. The record is from RefSeq and is a predicted model, not a curated record. The coding region runs from base 39 to 2642 and encodes 867 amino acids. Lineage: Eukaryota; Metazoa; Chordata; Actinopteri; Siluriformes; Bagridae. Gene Ontology annotation, molecular function: sodium ion transmembrane transporter activity; magnesium ion transmembrane transporter activity.